AUGGACUGCCAUUUGGCGGGUCAUUUGUCUGACUAUCCACCGAAGGCCAUCGGAUCAGAUAAAAGCGCCGGUACGCUAACAGGACCCAGACUAGCAGGCGAAUCUAAUCAGAUUAUCAGAGAAAUUAUCAGAUUCCAUACCAUUCGGAACGUUUCCAGGAAUCAUGAACCCGAGAGGCAUCCGACUGCGCCUAGGCACGUAGCCAUAUCCACCCAGCAACGUGGUAGAAGCUCGGCCUGA
Messenger RNA from Penicillium expansum, 240 nucleotides. RefSeq lists its product as uncharacterized. The coding region runs from base 1 to 240 and encodes 79 amino acids. The transcript has a single exon. NCBI's taxonomy places the organism in Eukaryota, Fungi, Ascomycota, Eurotiomycetes, Eurotiales, Aspergillaceae. The record is from RefSeq and is a predicted model, not a curated record.